AUGCCUGCAAAUUGGCUUCAGAGGGCUUUGCCUUAUUUACCAAAGAAUGUUCUCCACGCUUCGACUUCACCAAAUGGUGGAAAGGGCUUUUACAGGAUAGUUUUGACUAGAUCAGCCAUUGGAUUACCAAAAGGUUCUCAGCGCACACUUGAAGCACUCGGUUUGAAUAAAAGAAUGGCUGUCGUUCUUCAUCCUCACUCUCAAGAUACGGCUGGUCAAUUACUCAGAGUUAAAGAGUUGGUCAAGGUCGAUAACAUUUAUGGUGAUGAUUUAAUUCAAGGUAGAGUCAAGAGCGUUAACGGUCCUUCCUCUGGAUUCACAAACGUCGGUUCUGCCGCUGAAACAAGGCGGUGGUAG
Wallemia ichthyophaga EXF-994 is the source of this 357-nucleotide messenger RNA. RefSeq lists its product as uncharacterized. The coding region runs from base 1 to 357 and encodes 118 amino acids. Lineage: Eukaryota; Fungi; Basidiomycota; Wallemiomycetes; Wallemiales; Wallemiaceae. The record is from RefSeq and is a predicted model, not a curated record. Gene Ontology annotation, molecular function: structural constituent of ribosome. The transcript has a single exon. Gene Ontology annotation, biological process: translation. Gene Ontology annotation, cellular component: large ribosomal subunit.